AGAAAUGAGAAACCGCGUGUGUCGGUGUGUAAAAUCUAUGUCAUGCAAGUUGUGUUUAUUUUAUGUACAUCUGAAAAUCGGUAAAUAAAACCCUUUUCAUUCAUCAAAAUGGACAAUAAAAAUGCAGACAGUGACACCCCACAAAUACAAAUUCGUUUUGUAACCAAACAGCAACAAUAUGCAGUCCCAGAUUAUCCUUUAUCAGUACCUGCAACAGUGAUUAUAUCAGAGUUGAAUGUUCUUGUAAAUGAACUUCUAAAGGAAUCUGGCACUGUAAGUCAAGAGGUAGAAUUUGACUUUCUUGUAUGUUCUGAGUUUCUUCGCACCUCUUUGGCGGAGCAUAUUGCAGAAAGGGGUGUCUCUAUUGAAGAUGUAAUAGAUGUUGAAUAUAUUGAGAAACAUCCUCCUCCAGAACCUCAAGACUGCCUUAUACAUGAUGACUGGGUUUCUGCAGUUGCAGUAUGUGAAAAAUGGAUUCUGACUGGAUGCUACGACAAUACUCUUCAUUUAUGGACAGCUAAAGGAAAGCAUCACUUGACCAUUCCUGGACACUCAUCACCUAUUAAAGCAGUAGCAUGGAUAUCAUUAGAUGGUGAAAAUGGAACUUUUGUCAGUGCCUCCCAAGAUCAGACUGCAGUAUUAUGGAAGUGGAAUGUCGAAAGCAAUUCAGUAGAGAGCAUUCAUAUAUGCAAAGGACAUGAACGAGGACUUGAAGCUGUUGGUGUAAAUACAGCAAAUAAUUUGAUGGCAACUGGUUCUUGGGAUACUAUGUUAAAAAUUUGGUCAACUUCUUUACAAGAUGAUACAGAAGAAGGAGAAUCUGCCUCAAAAAGAAAAAAGACUGAAAGUAAAACAAGAGUACCAUUAAGAACUAUGAAAGGUCACAAGGAAGCUGUUAGCGGUGUUGUAUGGACUGAUAAGACAGAAAUCGUUACCUCUUCUUGGGAUCAUACGUUAAAAGUGUGGGAUACUGAACUAGGAGGAAUCAAGCAUGAAUUAGCUGGAAACAAAAGUUUCUUUGAUGUUGAUUAUUCUCCUUUAUCAAAAGUUCUAAUAGCAGCAUCAGCAGACAAACAUGUUAGAUUGUAUGAUCCUCGAUCAACAGAGGGUGCUGUGUGUAAAUCAAUGUUCACCUCGCAUACACAAUGGGUGCAAUCAGUACGCUGGUCAACGACUCAAGAUCAUCUUUUCAUGUCUGGUGCAUAUGACAAUAAUGUAAAAUUGUGGGACACGCGAAGUCCCAAAGCUCCGCUGUUUGACCUCACUGGACAUGAAGACAAAGUCCUAAGUUGCAACUGGUCAAACCCAAAAUACUUGGUGUCUGGUGGAGCCGACAAUACAGUGAGGAUUUUCAAAUCGAAAUAUGCUGUUAAAUAACUGUACAAAUAAAUUUUUAUAAUGUUUAUAUGUGAAAAAACAUAAUAAUAUAUUAGAUACAUUUUUUUGUAUAAAGAGCUAUUGAAGUAAUAAUAACGUGUAUGCAUAAGGCCGUAAAAUUUCUUACAUAAAGAAAAAAAAACUCGUA
Messenger RNA from Nasonia vitripennis (jewel wasp), 1525 nucleotides. Its product is annotated as ribosome biogenesis protein WDR12 homolog. Gene Ontology annotation, cellular component: preribosome, large subunit precursor. Gene Ontology annotation, molecular function: protein binding. The record is from RefSeq and is a predicted model, not a curated record. The transcript is spliced from 7 exons. Bases 109 to 1377 code for a protein of 422 amino acids. Gene Ontology annotation, biological process: ribosome biogenesis. NCBI's taxonomy places the organism in Eukaryota, Metazoa, Arthropoda, Insecta, Hymenoptera, Pteromalidae.